This is a messenger RNA of Puccinia graminis f. sp. tritici CRL 75-36-700-3, 877 nucleotides long. RefSeq lists its product as uncharacterized. The record is from RefSeq and is a predicted model, not a curated record. The transcript is spliced from 2 exons. Lineage: Eukaryota; Fungi; Basidiomycota; Pucciniomycetes; Pucciniales; Pucciniaceae. Gene Ontology annotation, molecular function: nucleosome binding. Gene Ontology annotation, biological process: positive regulation of transcription elongation by RNA polymerase II; transcription elongation by RNA polymerase II. The coding region runs from base 1 to 765 and encodes 254 amino acids. Gene Ontology annotation, cellular component: FACT complex.
AUGGAACUGAUUUACUAUUCGGUUCAGAGCCAAGAGGCAAACUACGAGUUUUUGCUCGACUUGCAGAAUUUUGCUAUCAGCAUAAUGAAAGAAGGAGCCGGCGCGAAUCUAGUCUACCAUGCAAUCAAGACGAAGGUGGCUGCAGACCGUCCCGAACUUGAGUCUCAUCUUCCAAAGAGUUUUGGAUCCGGUCUGGGGGUAGAGUUUGGGGACCCAUUCUUGAGUUUGAAACCAAAAUGCACUCGAGUCUUGAAAACGAAGAUGAUAUUCUCGUUAUCGCUAUCCUUUACGAAGCUGAAAGAUCCGAUGGAAAACGAUAAGACGUACUCGCUCCAGCUUACAGACACCGUGUUGGUAGGGCAAGAAGGAUCGAUGGUCUUGUCGGAUCUCCCAACAGAACUCUCGCAGAUUACUUUCUUUCGUCAUCAUCCAGCACCCAGAGAUCUCCCGCAGGAACAAGAUGGACACAGCCCAGCUCGAAGCUUCGGUCAAGGUGAUGCAGAUAAUGAUGGGAGUAUUGCUGGGGAGACGAUUAUUCCUGAAGGGGCACGGUCGAAAAGGCCGAGGAGCUUUCCCGAAGAGGCAGAUGACGCGACUAAACGCCAGAAAGUCGCUUCCUCUUCAUCUCCGCCAAACCAUUGUGAUGUCAAUUUCCGCUCAACAUCCCCGGAGAAAAGAGCUCAUGAGGAAGAAGAAGAUGGAGACGACCGGUGGCCAAUCUUCAAACAGAUGGGUCGUUUUUUAAACAGGUUAAUGCAUGUUUGACGUCACUAGAAGCACAAGUACACACAGAUAAGGAAAUCUUGCGAGCAAGAUUCCAAGGGUCCAUAAAACUCAAGUCAAAUUUUGCUUGGGAGUAAAUAAAAAUGAAAAUUCC